Drosophila serrata is the source of this 1912-nucleotide messenger RNA. It is a transcript of the gene Tat, whose product is annotated as Tyrosine aminotransferase. The record is from RefSeq and is a predicted model, not a curated record. Gene Ontology annotation, molecular function: pyridoxal phosphate binding; L-tyrosine:2-oxoglutarate transaminase activity. Gene Ontology annotation, biological process: L-phenylalanine catabolic process; L-tyrosine catabolic process; biosynthetic process. Lineage: Eukaryota; Metazoa; Arthropoda; Insecta; Diptera; Drosophilidae.
AAGUAGAUCAGUUUAGUUCAGUUUCAGAAUUCGCAAACGACACAAAAAAAAGAAAAGCUUAAAAAGAGAUACCAAAUCCAAGUCAGAGACUUCACUAUCAUUAUUAUAUAUAUAAAGCCUGAUUUAGUAAAGAAAUCCCCGUGAUCGCUGUUCGCAUUUCUAAUGCUCGUCUGGAACGAUAAACAGGAUACCAACUUUACCUUCAUUUGAGGUCCUUGCUUCAGCCAGAUAUAGGAACAUAUUGGACACACACACACACACGGAGCAUAUAUCCUAUCAUUUUGUGGAAUUUUGUUUGUUGUUUUUUUUUUCUUGUUUCCCAAUUGUUUUCCGGAAAAGGCCUGCCUGGUGAUAAUGCCCAGCAGUGUUGCCAACGAGAGUCAGUUUCGAUUCCAAAGCAGUCGCAGCAGCCGCCAAUCGAGCUGUUCCAAUCGAAGUGAGCCAGGUGCCACCACGCCCACCAGCGAUGUGGUGGACAAGGCACUGGCCGAGCUGCAAUUGCAGUCAUCAUCCAAGACGGAGAUCCUUGCGGCCACCGUUCACAAGCCUCAGCGUUCCGGAUGGCAAAUUAAGCCUUCGACAUUAUCAUUAAACACACACAAUCGUAUCCGGAAUAUUGUCGAGUCCCUGAAGAUUAAACCGAAUCCAGAGAAGCCCAUGAUUCCACUUUCCAUUGGUGAUCCCACAAUCUUUGGCAAUCUCAAGGCCGCUGAUGAAACCAUGAAGGCGGUUCUUCAUUCGGUGGAAAGUGGCAAAUAUAAUGGUUAUGCUCAUACACAAGGACACGAGGCAGCAAGGAAGGCAGUGGCCAAAUAUAGUGCCCAUCAGCGUCCGGAUGGAGAGAUUGAUCCCAUGGAGGUGGUCCUUUGCAGUGGCUGCUCCUCGGCUUUGGAGUACUGCAUCUUGGCCUUGGCUGAUCGGGGUCAGAAUGUGCUCGUACCCAGGCCAGGAUUCUGUCUUUAUCACACAUUAGCCGAGGGUCUGGACAUCGAAGUGAGGUACUAUGACCUUUUGCCUGACCAGCAAUGGCGAGCCGAUCUUGUCCAGCUGGAGAGCCUGAUUGAUGAGAACACAGCCGCCUUGCUGAUUAAUAAUCCAAGCAAUCCCUGUGGCAGUGUCUUUGAUGAGAAGCAUCUCCGUCAACUGAUUGCCAUUUGUGAGCGUCACUAUUUGCCUAUUAUAGCAGAUGAGAUCUAUGAACACUUUGUUUUCCCUGGCUCCAAACAUUUGGCUGUGAGCAGUCUUACUAAGGAAGUGCCUGUACUCUCCUGCGGUGGUUUGACCAAACGUUUCUUGGUUCCUGGCUGGCGAAUGGGUUGGAUUAUAGUUCAUGAUCGGAAGGAGCGUUUGGUGGAUGCUUUGGUGGGUCUAAGGAACAUGUGUGGCCGCAUUUUGGGCUCGAAUACACUUAUUCAAGGAGCAUUGCCUGAGAUCCUGGCCAAGACACCGCAGUCUUACUUUGAUGGUGUCGUUGAUGUUUUACAUGCUAAUGCCACUUUGGCCUACAAAAUGCUAAAGCAAGUGCGUGGCCUUAAUCCCCUGAUGCCCAAUGGGGCCAUGUAUAUGAUGAUUGGUGUGGAUAUUGAACGCUUUCCGGCCUUUAAGGAUGACACACAUUUUGUCCAGGAACUGGUCAAUGAGCAGAGUGUCUUUUGUCUACCCGGAAAUUGCUUUGAGUAUCCUGGUUAUGUGAGGAUUGUGCUCACCGUUCCCAAGGCCAUGAUUGAGGAGGCCUGCUCCAGGAUAACCGAAUUCUGCGAUCGCCAUUUCAAAAAGGAUACGCGUGCCUUCAUUGAGCAUGGAUUGCUGGAUGAAGAGGAUCUCGCUUUUGAGCUGAGCUGGGAGCAAAACCUUUAUUAGAUGAUCUAGACUACAAUUUUUAUAUCAAGUGUACAUAAGAAUAUAUGUAUAU